Cryptosporidium muris RN66 is the source of this 4512-nucleotide messenger RNA. RefSeq names its product calcium binding EGF domain-containing protein. The record is from RefSeq and is a predicted model, not a curated record. Lineage: Eukaryota; Apicomplexa; Conoidasida; Eucoccidiorida; Cryptosporidiidae. The coding region runs from base 1 to 4512 and encodes 1503 amino acids. The transcript has a single exon. Gene Ontology annotation, molecular function: calcium ion binding.
AUGGUAACACAUCAACACUAUAAUUAUCAAUAUCAGCACUUAUACUGGUUUAUUUUUUUACUAAUAUUUUUUAGACAUAUUAACAUAACUAACAGUGAAAAUUACUCGAAAGAAUUGUCACUAUCUUUAGAAAGUACAGUAAACUCGUAUAAUGAGAGUAAGUUCACAAUUAAAAGAACUCAGUUAUCCUCUCAAGUUUAUACAAGCAAUAAUACUAACAUUUAUAACAAAUUAACACCUAGAAAUAAUAGGAAAACUCAACAGAGGCAUGCUAGUGAGUCAAUAUCAAUAGAGGAAUCUCAAUAUAGUGAGAUAUGUUCUAGUUUACCCAAAAAUAUAAAUGAAAUAGAAGAGAGAUUUUGGACACACCUAGUAUUUAUGCAUGCUGAUAAUAAUCUUGAAUCAAUGGCUUUAGUUGAUUUAGCUGAAAUGUCAUCUCCAUUGCAUCCAGAGACAGUAAACUACGUGCAUUUAGUAGUAUACAUUGAUAGAUGUAAAGAUUAUACAAACAAAGAUGUUAUGGUUCCAAUUAUCUCUUGUCCAAAAAGUGGGCUAAGUAAGAUAAAUAUAAAACAAGAACAAGUUAACCAAAAUUUUACAGGGGCAUAUAUUUUAUAUAGGUGGAAGCUAAAUAAAGAACUUGAAGAAAAAUUGGGAAUUACAUUUGUAUGGAUAUUAAUAGACGAUUUAGAAGAAGUAGAUUCAAAUUCACCUACUGUACUCUCGAAUUUUAUCACCAAUUCACUUGACAUGUUUCCAUCUUUACAUCUAGCACUAACUCUAUGGAAUCAUGGAUCUGGAUGGGUUGGAUUUGGUGAUGACCAUGAUAAUGCAGAUGGAUCUGGUAUGCAUUUGGAUCAAAUGUAUAGAGGAAUAAAAGAUGGAAUUAAUAAUAGUCUUAGGGGAUCAAAAAACGGAAUGGGAGCAACAAAUCAGCUUGUAUUUGAUGUGUUAGGUUUUGAUGCUUGUUUAAUGAUGCAAUAUGAUGUAUUAGAAAUAAUGAGACCAUUAGCAGCUUAUAUUUUAGCAAGUGAAGAUAAUGAACCAGGACAUGGUUGGAAUUUUAGGACUAUAAAUCCAGCAACAAAAAUAUCAUAUUCUACUAAUGCAAUAGGUAAGAACUCAGAAUUAAAAGAUAGAAAUAAUAAUAAUUCACAAGUUUUCUCAUACAGAGCAGCUACUCCACUAGAAUAUGUUUCAAGAAUUGUAUAUGGGUAUUCUUUACAUGCUAAGAGUUAUCCACUAACUUUAUCAGCAAUAAACACGGAUUUACUAGAUAUAUUUAUGAACCAUUUAUAUAACUUGAUAGUUCUACUAUACCGUUGUGGUGGUGAUUAUAUUAGUGUAAUAAUAAAAAAAUCUAUUUUAAAUUCUCGUAAAAUUGAAAAUUGCGACAUAAUAAAUCUUUGUAGCUGCUUUGACUUGGGUGAUAUGCUAGAGCAAUUGCGAGGCUAUCUAGCAGAAGAGAUUGCUUUAGAUACUACUAUACAGGAGUUACUAGCUUUAACACUGAAUUCAUAUUAUAAUAUGCAAGUUGUAAGUGUUAAUAUUCAAAGGGACAAAACUAGUUUAUCGAUAGAUGAAUCAUUAGGUAACGAUAGUCUUUGGACAGGUAUAUCAUUGUACUUCCCUAAUGUCCUCCAAUCUAUUAGUUGUAGUAAUACAAGAGUUGCAAAACAAUUAUCUCUUAUAUAUAUGAGACAAUCAAAAUCUGAAUGGGGACAGUAUAUUAAUGAUAUUUCAAGGGAUAGACCUGGCCAGUACUGCAAUCUCUUUAGUAGUAAAUUUGGGGAAGAAAAGAAACCAAAAUUUACUGAUUUGAAAACAAGCGUGAAAUUAAUUGAAGAUAACAACUCAAAUUCAAAAUAUAUUGUGAUGAAGAUGAGUAAUAACACUAUUAUGUCUCAAUCAAUUAUAUCAUAUCCUCUACUCGGUACUCUAAAUAAAACUAUUCCUGUCUCUUCCAUAAUACUUAAUAAAGUUGAGUCUAAAGGUAUCAUUAAUAUUAAAUGGAGAACAUUUGCUUAUGAGAUUAAACAGAAAAUUUUAGUGCAUAAAGAACCUUAUAAUGAAUAUCAAGAUCCACGAGUUAAGAUCUUCAAACCAUCAUCUUGUGAUCAUUUAAAUUGUUGGUAUAGAUCCAAUAUAACAAUAAUGUCUAAUUAUAAUAAUGAUUAUAUGAUUGGCCACUUUAUGUUAUAUGAAACUUUAAAAGAUCUAGAAUUGAAAAAUGGAUAUAUGGCAUACUUAACAAUUUCAAACAAAGAUACAAGUAAUUUGAAAAAAUCUCAAACUUUGUAUAUAUCGACUCCAGGUGGAGUAAUUGAACGUCCUGAAAAUGAACCAUGCUUUUUAAUUCCAAUAGUUUAUCAUAUUGAACCUAUAUCAAGUACUAGUUCAAUUUAUAUUAAUGAAAUGAUACAAAAAAUUCAAGAAGUGUAUAAUAUAAUAUCAGAUAUAUUAAAUAGUAUGACUGCACCAUCAUUUGGAAUAAAAGUGUUAUCAAGAUAUGAUACUGAUUCUAUUAAAUCUAGAAAAGUCAAAUUAAUAACAUAUAUUCAGAAUCAUGCUAUAUUUAUUUGGGGUAAUGAAAGUACUAAUAUUAAAAAUAAUAGCCUUAAUUUCAUUAGUCCUAUAAAAUUAAAUAUAAUGGAUAUUGAACCUAGUUUAAAUAGUUAUAGUAGAAUACUUGUUAGUAGCUAUAGUGAAUACUCAAAUGGACUUGAUAAUUUACUUACAUUAGGAAUAUCAAUUAAUGGAAAAAACUUUACUAGAGAAUGCUUGGAUGAAUGGAUAAAUGAUGGAAUAUGUGAUAUUUUCUGCAUAAAAGAUAUAAAUGAUUGUGGUAAUAUAAAAGAUGAGUUUCCAAAGUUUGAAAUCGAAUAUCCUCUUUCUAAUAAACAGAAAUAUAUAAUAAAUCCAAAUUCACAUGUUCAAUGUACUCCAAACAAUUUAGAUUUAUCGGAACAAUGUUGGGAGGAUUCAGUUUGUAGACGCUCAAGUUAUUCUAAUAAAUACUAUUGUAUAUGCCCACUAGGGUAUCGUCAUCAAAUUAUAAAGUUAAUAAAUAGAUCUACAGGUGAGAUAUUAUAUCGACAUAAUUGUGAAGAUAUUGAUGAAUGUUCUGAACACUCAAGACAAUGGAUAAUUGAAGAGAAUGAACAAACUGAAGGUGACUUAUAUAAUGGAUAUAAUUUUAAUGAAGCAGUUUAUCCUAGUAUUGAAAGAGGUGAAGAAAUUUCAGAUAUAUUAAAUUCACCUUUUUCAUUUAUUAAAAGACAUGUUGUAACCCCAUCAGGCUUAAAAAGACCAUGUCACCCAAAUGCAGUUUGUAUUAACAAAAAAGGUAGUUUUGAUUGUAAAUGUAAGCAAGGUUUUCAUGGAGAUGGAAAAUUACUAUGUAUUAAAGAUAAUUUAUGCUCAGAUUAUGAAAAUAGUUAUUCACAAGCUUAUUCUUGUCCUGAAGGAUUACAUUGUUUAAGCAACUAUAGUCAAAAUAAUGAUUUAUAUAAUGAUUUAUAUAAUAGAAAUAUUACACUAAAAAAUAUUUGUGGUUGUAAAACGGGAUAUAAAAUGGCUCUAUCAUUAAGUUCAAAACCAAUCUGUGUUGACAUAGAUGAAUGUAAAAUUGACAGUGAUAGUCGGAUUGGUAUAAUAAAAUCUCAUCAAUGUAGCUUAAAUUCAAUAUGUACAAAUACUAUUGGCUCAUUUAUCUGCUCCUGUCCAGUCGGUUGGAUUGGAAAUGGAUAUAUUUGUUCACCAAAAACAGGAGGAGAUAUAGCAAUUCAGGUUGAACUAUCUGCUUCUUUUGAAAAGUUAAAAGUGCUUGGUUAUGCUUCAAUAAAAAACAUAUUUAAACAAUCUAUUAUAGAAGUAUUAGAUAUACCAAAUGAACUUAUUGAAAUAACUAGUUUAUGGAUUAAUCCAAUAAAUGAGACUAUAAAAAUAUAUAUACAUCUACUUGAAAAUUCAGGUUAUAAAAAUAAAAACAUAUUCCCAUCAUUCUACAAAAAUAAAAAAUCUGUAAAUAAUAUAACAGAAAACAGUUCAUUUAAUAAUGUAAAUAAUGGAAUUAAAUUACUUGAUUUAUUUACUACUAGUUCUUCAAAAUGGUAUUCAUCAACUUACUUCGGACAUAUUUUUGGUUCUACAGUAAAUCCUACAAAAAUUAUAUCUGGUUUGGUAGAACAAAAAUCUGUAAAUAUUAUUGAUAAAAUUCUAUUAUCAUUAUUUCCUGAAAGUACAUAUAAUGAUCUAAAAAUAUCACCAUAUGGGAAUCCAAUUGGAAUUUUAAUCUUUACUACUAUUUCUGUUUGGUGUAUAUCAUUAUUUCUAAUAAUUCUCACCGUAAUUCUCCAUAUUAUUUUAUUAAGUUGUCUUAGAAAUCAAAAUCGCAAUGAAAUAGAAAAAAGUGAUUUAAAUCAUUAUAAAGAAAGUAUAAGUAAUGACCUAAAUCCAUUUAAAUCACAAAUAUUUUCAUUAGAACUUUCAAGUAUGUCAGGAAGUCAUUAA